Molecule: messenger RNA, 2672 nt
Organism: Notolabrus celidotus (New Zealand spotty)
Lineage: Eukaryota; Metazoa; Chordata; Actinopteri; Labriformes; Labridae
Gene: srfbp1
Product: serum response factor binding protein 1
Biological process (GO): maturation of SSU-rRNA
Cellular component (GO): nucleus; 90S preribosome
Source: RefSeq, a predicted model, not a curated record
UUAUUAAUAACACGUUAUCACUUCCUCGCUGCGAUAUACUACCUUGAUGCUUCUGACAACCAAACAAGAGUAACAUCUGAUCCAUUACGUCAGGCUACACGGGGUAACGUGAACACGCUGGAUCAACCACGUUUGUUAGAGAGUCGUCCAUCAUUUCACAACCAUGAUGAUAAAAACCAUGGAUGAGCUGAAGAAAGUGUUGCCAUCUGCUGAGGAAAAAGACAAGGAAGAGGAUGUGUUUGACUGUGAAAGACAAGAUGAAACCUGCCACGAGGAUGAAGAACAGGAAGAACCAGGAAGUACAGAGGGUGAGGAAAAGGUAGAAGAAGAGACGCCACAGGCUGCAGAUAAAAUUGAGGAAUCGUCUAAACCCAGAGACAAAAAGCAGACUGCGGGUUUCAAUCUGAACAAUGAGGUGGUUAAGAUGAGAAAAGUGAAGAGGGUGAGGGCUUUGAUCAUUAGGAAGCUGACGCGGCGGAUUGUGGCCUUGAAGAAGAAGAAGGGUAAAGACAUUGAAAUUGAGAGUAAUCAAAGGAGAGCUGCCAGACUGCUGGAGGAGAUCCAUGCUAUGAAGGUGCUCUCACCAGACCUGGUGACAAAGACAGCCUUGCAAAAGAACCUCAACUUAAAUCAAGUGUGUAAAAACCCAAAGUCCACUAUCUCUGACCGGGCAGUAGCACGUAUAGCCACCUACCCUCAAUUUCACAAAAAGAUUGAAGGCAUAAAUGCUGCUUUGAAAGCAUUCAAAGAGGAGUGGAUGAAAACUGGAGGUAAGAAAAAGUGAGAGCAACAGAAAGAGAAGAAAAAGGAGGAGUUAACAGUGGAGAAAAAGGUAAUCACUGACAGUGUGAAAGUACAUUGCAGCAUUAAAGACCUUAAAGAUGCAGCUGUAGCUAUACCUGAGACAGAGAGGAGUGAAGAAAAUCAUGUAUGUGACACAGCUGAUGGUCAAAAGAAAGAGAUACCAGAAAUUAAAAAUGUAAAACAAUCACCUGUGAAAAGAAGUGAUGAGAAAAAAAUAGGGAUAACGAUUGUCCGUGACACGGCAGAAAAGAAACCUGAUCCUAAUAUUGAGUCCAAGGUGCUUCAGCAGAAGGAAGAGGAGGAAGAGAGUGAUUUAGAGCCUUCAGAUGAUGAAGAAGAGAAGGAAUACUUUGAUGACAGCACAGAGGAACGUUUUCAUAGGCAGUCCUCUCAGUCUGAGGGCGAUGAUGAUGACUUCUUUGUUGGAAAAGUUAGCAAACUCAAGAAAAAGAUGAAGCAAAGUAAAGGGGACGGAAAGAGAGAAGUGAAGGGGGAUCAAUCCGAACUUGAUGUGAAUGAGUCCAAGCCGAAGUCUAAACCAUCCCAGUUUCAGACCGUGUUCUGCUCCACCCUCUCUGCAUCAGGAACAGAUAAAGGUGCAGGCAGAGGGAGAGGAGGAGGUUCAUUUAGGGGCCACGAGACACUGAAGGGUGUGAAUCAUCCAAAAACAAACAUCCCACGUUCCAAAAGCCGGGUAAAGGAGGAGAACGCAAUUCAGGGUCUGUUCAAACAGCCCCAGUUUAAGGGCAGGCAUCCUGAAUCACAGCUGAUGGGUGGCAGAGGGUUCGGUCGAGCAAGAGGGGAGCCCACAAAACAAAAGGUUUCCAGCGAGGCUCUGCAUCCGUCCUGGGAGGCCAGUAAGAAAAGGAAGGAGCAGCAAGGACAGAUCCUGGCUUCAGGAAAGAAGAUCAAGUUUGACGAUGACGACUGAAACAUUCUGUCCUCAUCAAUUUAUGAGAAAUACAUGCAUUUGAUGAAAUGACGUACAUCCAGUAUUUAUAUGCGGUGAACUUUUAAAGUGGAAAGGUUGACAUUUAUUAAGUUUGUUGUACAGAUGUGAUCUCAGUAUAUGUGAGUUUUGAAUUCUUGCAGGGGGUAAACAACUUUUUCAUCUCUAGAACUAAAGGUUUGCUUCAAAGCAUCAAUAUUAAGACUAAAAUAUUUUCAUUUUCAUAUAACAUUUUAUUUGAACUGUUAAAUGAAUCCCUAAAGCAAGUGGCUUUCCAUUGUAUAUGAUUACCAUGGAGUAGGUGACACUUGCCUCUCUGUCAGAUAUAUAGUGUUAUAUUGUAGAGCAGUGCUGAAUUUUUACUGUAUUGACCAACUCAACGUGGAUGUUCAAAGUGGCAGUCGAUGAACUGUGUACAUUUUGGGACACUAUGAUACUCAUCAAUUGCAGCAAGACUUUGAAUUAUUGUCCCCCUGUUCUUUGUACUUUUUCCCUAAAUGUACUUUUUCAAUUGAUAUAAAGUUUGUAGGUACUAUUUUAAUAUUUGCCUACUUGUCCUUUAUCAAAGAAACCAUCAUUACAUUUAAAAAGCUACCUACUGUGUUUAUUUAGAGAUAAGUAAUUGUCCUGGUUCAUUCUCGUUUAGAUGUAGGGUAUUAUAAGUCAUAAACUAAUGGGAGGUAGGAUGUGGAAUACAGUUAUGGCACCAAAUCGAAUGCCAAUUUCAAAUGUGGAUGUAAAUAUGUAAACAAUGUAAAACUAACACCUCUGUUCUGUCAUGAUGACACUUAAGAACUCUGGUUAAAAAUCUGCAGCAGAAAUGUUUUUAUUCAAACUGUCUCCUGAUUUAAAACCUUUUUACUGAUUAUUCAAUGUGUCCAAAAUCACCUGCUGCUAUAAAGAGGGUUUGUCUUAGUGA